Marmota monax (woodchuck) is the source of this 1437-nucleotide messenger RNA. It is a transcript of the gene Lyrm7, whose product is annotated as LYR motif containing 7. The coding region runs from base 152 to 454 and encodes 100 amino acids. The record is from RefSeq and is a predicted model, not a curated record. The transcript has 5 exons. Gene Ontology annotation, biological process: mitochondrial respiratory chain complex III assembly. Lineage: Eukaryota; Metazoa; Chordata; Mammalia; Rodentia; Sciuridae.
GGGCCUGGGGAGGGAGUGGGUGCGGUGCCGACGGUAAGAGUAAUAAGUUCGUGGCCGUGGCCUUGCGAAGGUUGUUUGGAGUUUCUGGAGGCUGGGGUUCGGGACUCUUUCUGGAGGAUGAUGACCAACCCUGAAGGGCAGUCGUGGGUUCAUGCAGGUUUUACAGCUCUUUAAAACAUUGCACAGAACAAGACAACAAGUUUUUAAAAAUGACCCCAGAGCAUUAGAAGCAGCCAGAAUAAAGAUAAAUGAAGAAUUCAAAAGUAAUAAAAGUGAAACUUCUCCUAAGAAAAUAGAAGAGCUAAUGAAAGUAGGUUCUGAUGUUGAACUGUUGCUCAGAACAUCUGUUAUACAAGGCAUUCACACAGACCACAGUACCCUGAAAUUGGUCCCUAGGAAAGAUCUUCUUCUAGAAAAUGUACCAUACUGUGAUGCACCAACUCAGAAGCAAUGAAUUUUCUAGGAUAAAACAAGACUUUGUACAUUUUAACUAUAAAAUGUGUAACUGGCAAAAGUCCUAGAAAUAUUGAAAAUGAAUGAAUUAAAGAGUAACAUCAUAAUUUAAUUCUACAUUAAAAGGACAUUGCUAAGAACUACAGAACAUAGUUUUGGUUUUGGUUUUGAUUUUUGUGGUGCUGGGGAUUAUACCCAUGGCCUAUUCAUGCUGGGUAAUUGCUCUGCCACUGAGCUAUAUCCUCAGCCCUAUAGUUAAGUAUUUUUAAAGGACAUUAGAGAAGAUAAUUUAUUUACAUUGAAAAUCAAAUUUGUAUAUGGGGUAAAAAUGGGAGUUCAUAACCCACUUGAAUCAAAGUGUGAAAUAUGAUAUAUCAAGAACUAUGUAAUGUUUUGAACAACCAACAAUAAAAAAAGAAAAAAAGAAAAUCAAAUUUUAUAAAGUAAAGCUUAGGGAGGUAUAUCAUAUUCACUUCUUUUAGACCUUUAUAAGUGUUCUGCUCUUACCAAAGUUAUUUGAAUAUUUAGUGUUUUGAAAACUUGUAAGUUUUCCUCCCAUGGGAAAUUUAAUUAUUAGAUGUAAAUUAUUAGAUUAAAUUAAUGUUUAGUCUCCAAAUUAUUAAAAUGGCCAAAGGAGUCACGGCUCUCCACAGAAGGUAUUCGUUGUUUCCUGAAUACUGGAAUUAUUUCUGAAGCUAAUAAAUAAUUAUAGCUUUUCUUUUUAGACAAUAGAGAGGUUCUCUGUGUCCUUAUAAAGACAUUUUUAAUCAGUCUUCUAAAGACAGAUGAGUAAAACCUCAAAAUCACUUAGAGUCAUUAUGGAAUAAAGAAACCCUAAUUGUUUUAAAGAAAUGGUGGGCUCAAUCAAACUGGGUAUGGCCUUACUAGAAUUAGCUGUAUUUAGACCACAGUUGACUUUACUGUGCAAAUGUAACAUAUGGCUAUAUUCACUUUGCUUAAAUCAAUAAAACUUAAAUGACUUUU